AUAAAGGGGCGCGGGGCGCAGAGAGGCGGCGCAGAAGCCGGUGGGUCUGUACUCGCUGCUCCACGCCACAGACCCGGGAGGAUGAGGCUCGCCGUCCGCGCCCUGCUGGCCUGCGCGGUCCUGGGGCUGUGUCUGGCUGUCCCCGAGAAAACAGUGAGAUGGUGCACCGUCUCAAAUCAGGAGGCCAGCAAGUGCGCCAGUUUCCGAGACAGUAUGAAAAAAGUCCUUCCUGAGACUGGCCCUCUUGUCGCCUGUGUGAAGAGAACCUCCCACCUUGAGUGCAUCAAGGCCAUCGCGGUAAGUCACUGCUCCCUAAAGGAGAGUGGAAGACGGUCCAAACUUUGUCAUGCUCUUGUUGUUCUGGAGCAAUCCUGUGCUCAUGUACAGGAGGCUGGUCAGUCACCAAAAGACAACCCCGAGACCCACUAUUACGCUGUGGCCGUGGUGAAGAAGGGCAGCAACUUCCAGCUAAACGAGCUCCAAGGCAAGAAGUCCUGCCACACCGGCCUUCACAGAUCCUCGGGCUGGAACGUCGCCAUCGGCACACUUUACUGGCAAUUGCCCGAGCCACGUGAUCCUGUUGAGAAAGCAGUGGCCAAUUUCUUCGCGGGCAGCUGUGUCCCCUGUGCAGAUCAGACGGCCUUCCCCAAACUGUGUCAACUGUGUGCUGGGCAAGGGACAGACAAGUGUGCCUGCUCCAACAGCGAACCAUACUUCGGACCCUCCGGUGCCGUCAAGUGUCUGAAGGAUGGUGCUGGGGAUGUGGCCUUUGUCAAGCAUUCAGCAGUACUGGAGAACCUGGCACAACAGGCUGACCAGUAUGAGCUGCUCUGCACCGACAACACCCGGAAGCCAGUGGACAAAUAUGAGGAGUGCCACCUGUCCACCGUUCCUUCCAAUGCUGUGGUGGCCCGAACUGUGGGUGGCAAGGAGGACCUGAUCUGGGAGCUUCUCAAGCAGGCCCAGGAACAUUAUGGCAGAGGCAAAUCUGCAGACUUCCAGCUCUUCAGCUCCCCUCAUGGGAAGGACCUGCUGUUUGAGGACUCUGCCCAGGGGCUUUUGGAGAUUCCCUCUAAGAUUGACUCCUGGAUGUACCUGGGAUAUGAGUACGUCACUGCUACUAGGAAUCUUAGGGAAGAGACACGCCUGGAUACCGCAAAGGAUGUAUGCAAGAAGGUGAAGUGGUGUGCAAUAGGUCACCAUGAGAGGGCCAAGUGUGAUGAGUGGAGCGUAAAUAGUAAAGGGAUAAUAGAGUGUGAAACAGCAGAGUCCACUGAAGACUGCAUUGCCAAGAUCAUGAAAGGAGAAGCUGAUGCCAUGAGCUUGGAUGGAGGCUUCAUCUACAUAGCGGGCAAAUGUGGUCUGGUGCCUGUCCUGGCAGAGAACUACAAAAUUGACCCUGAUUGUACAAAUACACCAGAGAAAGGGUACUUUGCUGUGGCUGUGGCUAAGAAAUCAAAUGAAGACAUCAACUGGAACUCUCUGAUGGGCAAGAAGUCCUGUCACACCGGAGUAGACAGAACUGCUGGUUGGAACAUCCCCAUGGGCCUGCUCUACAACAGGAUCAACCACUGUCAAUUCGAUAAAAUUUUCAGUGAAGGCUGUGCCCCUGGAUAUGACCGAAGUUCCAGUCUCUGUGCUCUAUGUGCUGGCUCGGCAAGUGGUCCAGGAAAGGAGUGUGAGCCCAACAACCAUGAGAGAUACUAUGGCUACACGGGGGCUUUCAGGUGCCUGGUUGAGAAAGGAGACGUGGCCUUUGUGAAAGACCAGACUGUGAUUCAGAACACUGAGGGAAACAACCCUGAUGACUGGGCUAAGCAUCUGAAGAAGGAUGACUUUCAGCUGCUGUGUCUCGAUGGCACCAGGCAGCCUGUGGGUAAGGCUGCGACUUGCCACCUAGCCCGAGCCCCAAAUCAUGCUGUGGUCUCAAGGGAAGAUAAGGCAGCUUGUGUUCGUCAGACAUUACGUGACCAGCAGAUGGCCUAUGGAAAAAAUGGAACUGUCUGCUUGGGCCACUUUUGUAUGUUCCAAUCUAAAACCAAGGACCUUCUGUUCAGGGAUGACACAAAAUGUUUGGCCGAACUUCAGGAAAGAACAACAUAUGACUCCUACUUAGGAGCAGAGUAUGUCACGGCUGUGCGUAACCUGAAACAAUGCUCAACUUCGAAACUCCUGGAAGCCUGCACUUUCCUCGGCAUUUAAAAUCCUAGAAGGGGUCCACCACCAGAUGAAGAUGGGAGCUCACGUGACCCACCAGCUUCCCCUGGUCUCGCUGGCCUGAGUGGUUUGGCUGCCUUCAUAGUUUGAUGUUACCACCUAUGCAGGAAAUAAAAUAAAAAUGAUUGGUUUUAUCUUUUAAAAAUUUCA
This is a messenger RNA of Hipposideros armiger (great roundleaf bat), 2367 nucleotides long. RefSeq names its product transferrin (gene TF). Bases 82 to 2202 code for a protein of 706 amino acids. The transcript is spliced from 17 exons. Gene Ontology annotation, cellular component: early endosome; extracellular region; recycling endosome. Lineage: Eukaryota; Metazoa; Chordata; Mammalia; Chiroptera; Hipposideridae. Gene Ontology annotation, biological process: iron ion transport; antibacterial humoral response. The record is from RefSeq and is a predicted model, not a curated record.